AAUGGCUAUCAAUAAUGGUAUGGUUGUUCACUUUAGAGUUAACUGUGAAUUUGUAUUUAAAGGGUAUUGAUAAUAAUAAGCAUAAGAUGGUCCACAACUGCUGAUGAAACAGGAUUGUUUUUUUUUGGAUGUCUUAUUGUAAUGUUUUAUUGUAUGCUACAUAUGAAUCUAUACACUGUUAAGUUAAUUUUACCAAAAAAGUAAGACACUUUUAUAUAUUAAAAGUUUGAUUGUUGAUAUCUGUUGGUAUUUAAUUUAUGCACUUUCAGGAAUUAUGGUUAUGUAAUUAAUUAUGACAAUGAAUGGAUGGGUCAAUGUGGCUGUUAUUAUAGGAUGCACAAUAGGAUAUUCAAUAUAAGAAUCUUGGUCAUAAAUUUAUGAAAAAGAAAAUCAAGCACCUCCAGGUGGAUGUGAAUUUUGUAAUUGAG
Molecule: messenger RNA, 428 nt
Organism: Paramecium pentaurelia
Lineage: Eukaryota; Ciliophora; Oligohymenophorea; Peniculida; Parameciidae
Source: the annotation of a GenBank genome assembly